Ceratina calcarata is the source of this 702-nucleotide messenger RNA. Its product is annotated as synaptotagmin 1-like. Lineage: Eukaryota; Metazoa; Arthropoda; Insecta; Hymenoptera; Apidae. Gene Ontology annotation, biological process: synaptic vesicle endocytosis; calcium ion-regulated exocytosis of neurotransmitter. The annotation marks the transcript as partial. The record is from RefSeq and is a predicted model, not a curated record. Gene Ontology annotation, cellular component: plasma membrane; synaptic vesicle membrane; dense core granule. Gene Ontology annotation, molecular function: phosphatidylserine binding; calcium-dependent phospholipid binding; clathrin binding. The transcript is spliced from 3 exons.
CUCGAGUACGACUUCAAUACGAACAGCUUGGCAGUGACAGUAAUUCAAGCCGAAGAACUGCCAGCCUUAGACAUGGGUGGUACCUCUGAUCCGUACGUGAAGGUUUACUUGCUACCGGAUAAGAAGAAAAAGUUCGAGACGAAAGUACACAGGAAGACGCUCAGUCCUCAGUUCAAUGAAACUUUCACGUUCAAGAGCGUGCCGUACGCAGAUGCGAUGAACAAAACACUUGUCUUUGCAAUCUUUGAUUUUGACAGGUUUUCAAAACACGACCAGAUCGGCGAGGUGAAAGUUCCUCUGUGCCAAAUCGAUCUGGCUCAGACGAUUGAAGAAUGGAGAGAACUGCAGAGCGUAGAAGGCGAAGGUGGUCAGGAUAACAAACUGGGAGACAUUUGCUUUUCGCUUCGAUACGUGCCCACGGCCGGUAAAUUAACGGUUGUCAUUCUGGAAGCCAAGAACCUGAAAAAGAUGGAUGUCGGCGGUCUCUCAGAUCCUUACGUAAAGAUCGCAUUGAUGCAGAACGGCAAAAGGCUGAAGAAGAAGAAAACGUCCAUCAAAAAAUGCACUCUCAAUCCGUAUUACAACGAAUCAUUCACGUUUGAGGUACCCUUCGAGCAAAUACAGGUACGAAUCACAAAAAUUGUUCUUAUUCCGUCCAUUCAGUUCCACCCACUGUUUGAUACAGUUCACAGACACAGGUAA